Messenger RNA from Prunus armeniaca (apricot), 216 nucleotides. The record is from the annotation of a GenBank genome assembly. NCBI's taxonomy places the organism in Eukaryota, Viridiplantae, Streptophyta, Magnoliopsida, Rosales, Rosaceae.
AUGUCUGCACUAAAAUUCCUUCUUGUUUGUGUUAUCCUCAUCUUUGUUUUGAGCGUGACAUUUGAAUCUCAGUUUGGAGGCUUGCUCGGUGGAGUUGCCACAUCAUGGCUUCUAGGUCCUGCAUGGAAGUACGAAUCUCCCUCCAGUGAUGGUCGAAGAAUCUUUUCUGACAAGGCUCCUAUUUUCUACCUCAUCAACGCAAAGAAGAGAUCCUAG